AUGUCGGACCAUGAUAUUCUUGACAUUCCGAGUGUUCUGACCAACAUUUCCAGCUGCACUAUUUCACAACCUGGUAGCGACGAGUACGAAAAGAGUAACAACUCAUACUUUAGUGCAUUUGAGAAUGAGCUGAAGCCUCGUUACAUUGCUCAACCGAACACGGCGCAACAAGUACAAGACCUGAUCAAGGAACUUGGCUUCCAUGCCACUUCCGGCAAUAUCCAAGUGGCUAUUCGAGGUGGCGGACAUACUCCGUUCGCAGGCAGUGCAAACAUUCACAAUGGCAUCACGAUUGACUUGCGAGGAUUGAAGGGUGUGGCACUUAGCGCCGACAAGUAUACAGUGACCAUUGGUGCUGGAGAGACAUGGACCUCUGUCUAUCAGGAGCUGGAGAAGUAUGGCCUUACCGUUCCAGGAGGUCGUGUUGGUCGCAUUGGUGUUUCUGGCUUCCUUCUCGGGGGUGGGUUAUCAAUGUUCUCGACACGUACAGGCUUCGCCUGUGACUCGGUCAUCGAGUUUGAGGUUGUCCUUUCAUCAGGAGUACUCGUGCGGGCCAAUGCCGAGGAGCGCGCAGAUCUUUGGAUUGCUCUCAAGGGUGGCCUCAACAACUUUGGCGUCGUCACAUCUUUCAAGAUGAGGACAAUCAAAUCUUGCGACAUCUGGGGUGGCGUAACAUACUACAUGCCGGGCACUUUCAACGAAGUACUCCAGCGUGCUUGUGACUUUGUGCACAAUGAACAAGAUAUCGAUACCCACAUCAUGUGCAGUGCUGGUUACGGUUAUGGCCACCAAGCUGUGUCGUGCGUCAUGUAUCACACUGGUGGCAUCGAGAAUCCCCCGUCGCUGCAACGCUUCACUUCAAUUGAGCCGCAAAUCUCGCAAAUGUGCACCAUGAGAACAGCCAAGCACCUGGACUUUUGCGACGAGUUGUCCAAGUUCUCUACUGAUGGCAUACGCCAAUAUUGGGCGUCAAUCACGGUCAAACCAGACAUAUCCAUGAUGGAAAUGUUCCACGACAAAUGGCAAGAAGCUCUUGCCAAGAUCAAGGAUGCCGAGGGAUUCAUCUUCUCCUUUGGAUUUCAUCCGCUGACCAAAGCGCUUCUUGAGAACUCGAAAAAGGCCGGCGGCAAUGCCAUGGCCAUACCCCCUUCUGAUGGUCCGUUGCUUGUCAUCUUGAUCAAUCCCAUCUGGACGCUCCCAGAGGACGAUGAGCGCAUAUUCCAAACGGUUGGGGCGCUUGUAGACGAGCUUCGAAGUAUUGCGACUGAGAAGGGAUUGCUACAUCGCUACAUAUUCACAAACUAUGCCUUCAAGGAGGACGAUGUCAUUUCUGGUUACGGUGAGGAAAGUGUCUUAAAGCUAAGGGAGGUUAGCAGGAAAUAUGAUCCCGAAGGCAUGUUCCAAAAGGGCGUCCUGGGUGGGUUUAAGCUGCCCAAAUAG
Molecule: messenger RNA, 1440 nt
Organism: Pestalotiopsis fici W106-1
Lineage: Eukaryota; Fungi; Ascomycota; Sordariomycetes; Amphisphaeriales; Sporocadaceae
Exons: 3
Coding region: 1-1440 (479 amino acids)
Molecular function (GO): FAD binding
Source: RefSeq, a predicted model, not a curated record